This is a messenger RNA of Dreissena polymorpha, 1048 nucleotides long. RefSeq names its product sodium/calcium exchanger regulatory protein 1-like. The record is from RefSeq and is a predicted model, not a curated record. Gene Ontology annotation, biological process: fatty acid transport. Gene Ontology annotation, cellular component: nucleus; cytosol. Bases 292 to 738 code for a protein of 148 amino acids. The transcript has 4 exons. Gene Ontology annotation, molecular function: fatty acid binding. NCBI's taxonomy places the organism in Eukaryota, Metazoa, Mollusca, Bivalvia, Myida, Dreissenidae.
AUAUCGCGUCAAUGUACUCUGAACUGUACAUGAAAGCAUGUUUACAACCAUGGUUAUAUGACGUUCAAUUUAACGUAUGAGGAUAUGAUAACAAGUGAUAAACUGUUUAAGUAGAACUGAUAAUUGUGUCGCAAAAUCAGACUCUCUUUUCUCGUGGCUAGACUUACCCCUAUUUCAACCGAAGUUCAAGUUCACUGAAUAAUUUAUCGAACGGCUAUCUCAUCUGAUUGUUCGUGUUUGGUGUUGCAGUAGGCUGCGGAUGUCGUGUACGUUUUCCUGGAUAUAAAGAACAUGUCGUUAGAAGGAUUUGAUGAGAGUUUGGCGGGGAAAUGGUUGCUGGUGAAAAACGAAGGGUUUGACGAAUACUUAGCAGCGAUGGGUGUCGGUUACAUCAAACGGAAGCUCGCCCUUUCGUUCAACACUACGAUGGAGAUGAUCAAGAUCAACGAUAAUCAAGUCAGGAUCAUCACUAAGAGUGCUAAAAACAUGGACACGACCAUCACCAUUGACAACGAGGUUGACGAAGUGGAUCCAUUCGAUAAUAAAAUACGGGUCAAGGUAACGUGGGAUUCAACCCUCAAGAAGAUGCGCACCGAAUCAUUUCCGGCGGAAGGUUCCAAUGCAAAACAUUCAGUAGUGGAGCGAUACAUAUUACCAGAUGGUCAAUUGCUAAUGGAAGUGACGUUGCCAAACGACAAUCUCGUCUGUAAACGAUAUUUCCAGAGACAGGACUCAUAAUCAAUUAAAACCUAGUCGAAGACUUGUGUUCUAGUUGUAUAACAAUUUAUUUGAUUAAACAUCUUAGUUGGCGUAUAAUGUUGUUUUGUACAUGUCAGUGUUUAGUAUGUUUGAAGGUCGAGUUUAAUAACAUACAUGUAAAUUGCAGAACACAAAAGGGCUUAACCCAUGUGGUAUCAGUAGCUAAGAAAUCUUAUUGAACGGUUACAUUUUUCUUCUGACGGGACGUUUUACCCUGUUUACCAACCAUGUUAUAUGUUAAUUAUUGUAUAAAACAUAUUUUAUUUUAAAAAUAAACACGUUAAUUGGU